Messenger RNA from Auanema sp. JU1783, 1173 nucleotides. The record is from the annotation of a GenBank genome assembly. Lineage: Eukaryota; Metazoa; Nematoda; Chromadorea; Rhabditida; Rhabditidae.
AUGUCUGUUUACCCCUUCUAUUUUAAUAAUACUGCGCUUUCAGAAUCUAAGCUCUCUCAAGAUGACCAGGUGGAAUUUCUAACGAAUGAAGAUUUUUUGAGACCUUUGGAUGAUGACGGGACAUUUCUCACCAAUGACGAUUUCAACAAUGCUGAUAUUCUCCGAAAUGACAGUGAACCCGCUGCUAAAAUCCUUUUAUCACACCAACAGUGGAGAUUAGGAGACAUUAGGGGAAAAGCUGCCUGGCAACUGAAGACCAAAAGAGCAGGUGCUCGAAGGAACGGAGUGAUAACUGGAAUACGAAAAUGGCCAAAUGGGCGCAUUCCAUAUGUGAUCAGCAACCAAUAUAAUGAAAGGGAAAGAGCUGUCCUUGCUAGAAGUUUCCAGGAAUAUCAAAAAAAAACUUGCAUACGAUUUGAACCUCGUACAGCUUUUGACAAUGAUUAUCUUUACAUCGGGAAAAUAGAUGGAUGUUUUUCUGACGUUGGAAGGGCCGGCGGUAGGCAAGAACUUUCCUUAGACGAUGGAUGCUUACAAUAUGAUACCGCUAUUCAUGAGUUGAUGCAUUCUGUUGGAUUUUAUCACGAACAUGAACGGUGGGACAGAGAUAAUUUCAUUAGUAUUCUAUGGCAUAACAUUGAUCGAGAAGCUUAUGAUCAGUUUGGGAAAGUGGAUUUAACUGAAAGCUCCUAUUAUGGACAGGCGUACGACUACUAUUCGAUCAUGCAUUACGACAGUUUGGCUUUCUCAAAAAACGGUUAUGAAACUAUGAUUGCUAAAAGACCUGAGAUGACCAAUGUAAUUGGCGCUGCUAUAGAUUUUAGCCCAGUAGAUAUCCUCAAAAUGAACUUGAUGUAUCAAUGCAUGAACGGAGCCUCCGUAGAAACAAGUCUGCCAGGGGCUAACCUAGUCAACAAACCUAUAAUAGUAGCCCCGGCGCCAAAUAUUCCUCUGCCUCCAAUGGAGCCCAUAAUCACUACUUCUGGUGAAGAAGGAGACUGUCGAGAUCGUACGAAUCUCUGCUGGAGAUGGCUGGAUCGCUGUCGUUCAUUCUUCUUCGAAAAAAUCAUGAAAGAAUUCUGUGCUUUAUCAUGUGGUUAUUGUUCUCAGAAAGUGGUAGCCAAAUCGGAAGGAGUUAAAACAGGAUCGUAUUUGGAUUUUGGCAAAAAAUGA